Molecule: messenger RNA, 2371 nt
Organism: Rhododendron vialii
Lineage: Eukaryota; Viridiplantae; Streptophyta; Magnoliopsida; Ericales; Ericaceae
Product: IQ domain-containing protein IQM2
Exons: 9
Coding region: 208-2154 (648 amino acids)
Source: RefSeq, a predicted model, not a curated record
CAAAGCAACCCAGCCGGCGAGGAAAGUAACCUCUGUUUAGUUUAGACGAACCACCUCUCCCCAUAUAAUUCGGACUCCAAACCCACCAAUACCCGCAAGUUUCUCUCUCUCCUCCUCUCUCUCUCAUCCCAUUUCUUGGCUCGCACAGAUUUCCCACAUUAAGGAAUCCAUAUCUCAUAGGCUCAUCAAAACUGCUGUUGGAAUCGCAUGGGGAUAUCUUUCUCAUGCCCAUUUGCUGCAUAUAACGAUAUAGAGCAUGCCUUGGAAUCUGUCAUUGUCGAGUCCGUCAGUAUUGCCAAUAAUGAAUCGAAAACUCUUCUGCGAUCCAUUACCUUUAAGAACACAAACUCAGAACCCACCAUAACGCAGUCAAACUCUUCGCAAAGGACGAUUCAGAUGACGAAAGAAGGAUCUUUUAGCUUAAAAACAGCUGAACCUAGAACAAGGUUCUCAGCUGAAGCUCUUUCGUCGAAAGAGAAUGAUGUAAUAACCACACCUAGUGGUGUGGAGAGCAAAAAAAUGGAUUGCCAAUUUCCGAGCUCAGAGAGGCAAUUGCUCAUUUUGGAUAUAAGCAACCCGAAACACGAAGCCGCAAUAAAGUUGCAGAAAGUAUACAAAAGCUUCCGAACAAGAAGAAAGCUAGCAGAUUGUGCAGUUCUCAUCGAGCAGAGCUGGUGGAAGCUGUUAGAUUUUGCAGAAUUGAAGAGAAGUUCUAUAUCGUUUUUUGACAUUGAGAAACAUGAGACCGCCAUUUCCCGUUGGUCAAGAGCAGGAACCAGAGCUGCCAAGGUUGGAAAAGGGUUGUCAAAGAACAGUAGAGCACAAAAACUUGCCUUGCAACAUUGGCUUGAAGCAAUAGAUCCACGACAUCGUUAUGGACACAAUCUUCACUUCUACUACGUUAAAUGGCUUCACAGUCAAAGCAAAGAGCCCUUCUUCUACUGGCUGGACAUUGGAGAAGGCAAGGAAGUUAAUCUUGUUGAUAAAUGUCCCAGAUCAAAACUUCAGCAGCAAUGCAUCAAGUAUCUUGGUCCGAUGGAAAGGAAGGCGUAUGAAGUCAUAGUGGAAGAUGGAAAGCUCCUCUACAAACAAUCAGGGGAGUUCCUUGACACCACUGGAGAACCAAAGGGUGCUAAGUGGAUUUUUGUUCUAAGCACAUCUAUGAUUCUUUAUGUUGGCCAAAAGAAGAAAGGCUCAUUUCAGCACUCCAGUUUCUUGGCUGGUGGAGCCACAUCCGCAGCUGGGAGAAUAGUCGUCGAAAAUGGCAUCCUAAAGGCGGUCUGGCCUCACAGUGGCCAUUAUCGGCCGACUCCAGAAAACUUUCAGGACUUUGUCUCAUUCCUCAAGGGUAACCAUGUGGAUCUCGCUGAUGUUAAGAUGGACCCUGCAGAUGAAGAAGAAGAAUCCUUGAGCAAAAAAAGCAGUGUUUUCCUAAGAAGCAUCUCAUCUGAAGAAGACUUAUCUGAAAAAACCAAUUCAGAGACAGAACAGCUAGAUGGAGAGGACAAGAGUUCAGAGAAAACCAAUUCAGCAGAGGAGGAAGAAGAUCCUGCAUCAGAACAACCUUCUCAAUUACUGCCACCCGGCAGUCUUCGCGGGAAUUUGCCUAGUCUUCAAAUACCAGAUAAAGAUGACUUGUUUGAGAAAUUAAAGCUUGAGAAUCAAGCCCUUGAGUCAAGUACUGAUGUUUUAGGAGCAAAAUUCACAUUGGAUGGUUAUGAAACGUCAGAAGAUCAGACGGUGUCCGAGCAAUACUUGUCUGAUGAAGAAGAUGAAGAAACCAAAGAGAGUAUUCCAGAAGAAUCGAUUCUCAAAAGGAUUGAUUCCCACAAAAGGUUGAAUUCGUUUCAAUUGGGUAAACAACUCUCUUGCAAAUGGACGACGGGAGCUGGACCUCGAAUUGGGUGUUUGAGGGAUUAUCCAUCCAAACUCCAAUUCCAUGCUUUGGAACAAGUUAACUUGUCUCCUAGAAGUGCUGGCCAUUUUAGAUCAAACUCCACUAGAGAGUCUAUCCCAAACAGUUUUAGUGGAGAGAUCCGCGUAAGAAAGACUAGUUUCAGUGGAGAAUUGCCUCGGAUUCGACAUUAUACACCUCAAUCCUCCCCAUUGUGUAAAGGAGCCUCAACAGCAAGAGCUGCUGCCAAACGGUCAUGAUACGUGAAAUAGGUUUAAUUCUUUGGUUUUGUCUAUUCUUUUGUAUGAAUAGGAAUAGAGAAGAUGAUAUAGGAAUUCUUUGACAUUCUUUUCCAUUUUUUAGUCUUGUACACUUUUUUUGGCCUUUUUCAUCUUGUGUUGUACAAGAUGAUAACUGUACAGUUUCGCAGGUUUCAGUUUCUCUCAAAUUGAAUACAAAUUAUUUCAUUUUUCUAAA